CUUGAACGACGUCGUCUCUCUCAGUGAUUACGAAUUACUUUCACUGCAACAAAAUCACUUCCGGCAGCCGCAUAUGGAAUUGCGAUUUCACUGCUUCUGUGCUGACAAACUGGGAGUGUGACGCAUUUAUCUAAGGUGCGAAUUCGCCGUAAACUGUUGUGUGUGCAGAAGAGGUUUGAAUUGCUGCCGCAAUUGCGGUUAUUUUGGUAUUGCGCGAAAUAACAGAUAAAUGCGACCAUAACUGCGGUCGCGUUGACGUUGCUGCCACAAUCGCGACGGCGAACAGUGUUUCAAAACAUCUUGUGAGUUUAUUGUAGAUUACAAAUUCACGAGGGAGAUUAAAUAAAUACGAAGUUAGGCGCUUGAAAAAUUGUUAUUCCUGAUAUGCUUAAGUCAGUACUUGAGGUAUUUAAAAGAGUUGUUGCGAGCAUUUGUCUUUUCAGUAUUGAUUGUGUGAGUGAUUAAUUACCGGCAUUUCUGCUCAGCAUGAAACGAAGAAUGAGAGAAGAGAAAAGAGUUGGGCAAUCAAAUGGAGCAUUUAAAAGUAGCUGCGUCGUUUCUUAGUUGUGUCAAACAAGUAUCCAUAUGUGCCGGGAGUGGAGCUAAGUUCUGUUUGUAACUAGGCCAUAAUUGCCAAAUUUGAGAAACCUUGUCUGGCUUUUAGUCCCACUCAAGUGAAAGAGAAAGGGAGGAAGGGGUUGAAAAGAACUCAGAAGCAGUCAUAAUUCCUUAAUGGAGAGUUCUGAAGAGGAAAAUGAUGGAGUCUCCGGAAAUCAUGUCCCCAAGGAACUGAUUCGUUUAGCAUCUAAUGGUGCAAAAUUUGUUGACGAAGUACUCAAUGGUCAAAAUGAAUGUUGUCUGGAGAGUUUUCGCAUGGAUAAACAUGUAUUUUAUAAGUUAUGUAAUAUCCUGCAAGCCAAGGGUUUAUUGCGUCACACAAAUCGAAUCAAAAUUGAAGAGCAACUAGCCAUAUUUGUGUUCAUAAUUGGACAUAAUCUACGGACAAGAGCAGUUCAAGAGUUAUUUCAUUAUUCUGGGGAAACUAUUAGUCGUCACUUUAACCAUGUUUUGAAUGCUAUAAUGUCAAUUUCACUGGAACAAUUUCAGCCUCCUGGUUCUGUUGUUCCUUCAGAAAUCUCUGAAGAUCCUAGAUUUUAUCCAUAUUUUAAAGAUUGUGUGGGAGUAAUUGAUGGUAUACAUGUACCAGUGACGGUAGGUGUAGAUGAGCAAGGACCUUUCCGCAACAAGAAUGGUUUACUUUCACAGAAUAUUCUGGCAGCUUGCUCGUUUGACCUCAAGUUCCAUUAUGUUUUGGCUGGAUGGGAAGGAUCUGCUACAGACUUGCAAGUUUUUAAUUCAGCAAUUACAAGACGGAGCAAAUUGCAGGUCCCUGAAGGUAGAUACUACAUCGUAGACAGUAAGUAUCCAAAUGUGCCAGGUUUCGUUGCUCCAUAUUCCAUUCCCUACUACAAGGAAUUUCCCAGCGAUUUCCACCCACAAGAUGCCACAGAACUAUUCAAUCAACGGCACUCAUUAUUACGAAACGUCAUUGAUCGAACUUUUGGGGCUUUAAAGGCACGAUUUCCUAUAUUGAUGUCUGCUCCUUCUUACCCAUUACAAACACAAGUGAAGUUGGUGGUGGCUGCAUGUGCAUUACACAAUUUCAUUCGCAAUGAGAAGCCAGAUGAUUGGAUUUUCAAGAUGUAUGAGCAUGGUUCAUUUCCAAUGGAGGAAUCAGAACCCCAAUUAGAAAUGGCAGUGGAACCAAAGAUGGAUGUUGAGAGCCAGACUCAGGCAUCAGAUCAUACUUUUGAUUCUGAAGAAGUUGUACAUGCUUCACAAUUAAGGAACUCUAUUGCUGCUGAAAUGUGGAAUGAUUUUAUCCAAGAUUUCCCCCCAUGGUACUCAAAUAUUUUCAUGGGACCAUAAGAAAUAUACUGACAUGGAAUUGGGAAUGAAGGUACAUAGACAGAGAAGUGACUUAGCUUGAAAGGCUAAUACAUUGCUGUCAUGUUGUGGAACUUCGGCACGUGAUUCAGUACGGUAUUCCCUAAGACAUUAUCAUAUUCCUCACAUUCUUCUGCGUUGAUACUUUUAUGCCAUUCAAUGAACUUCAAAAUGUGAAAUUACCUCCGACAAAUAUUUUUGUUACAUAGAUAAUCAUGUUAACCUUUUACUUUAAUUUAAUAGCUCCAAAAACAUUCUUAAUAU
This is a messenger RNA of Vigna radiata var. radiata (mung bean), 2211 nucleotides long. RefSeq names its product putative nuclease HARBI1. The transcript is spliced from 7 exons. Bases 733 to 1929 code for a protein of 398 amino acids. Lineage: Eukaryota; Viridiplantae; Streptophyta; Magnoliopsida; Fabales; Fabaceae. The record is from RefSeq and is a predicted model, not a curated record.